Molecule: messenger RNA, 1003 nt
Organism: Chenopodium quinoa (quinoa)
Lineage: Eukaryota; Viridiplantae; Streptophyta; Magnoliopsida; Caryophyllales; Amaranthaceae
Product: 1-aminocyclopropane-1-carboxylate oxidase 1-like
Exons: 5
Coding region: 38-1003 (321 amino acids)
Source: RefSeq, a predicted model, not a curated record
UUAUCUCUAGGACUAAUAAGAUAACUAAAGAGAGAAAAUGGAGAUACCAACCAUAAACUUUGGUCAGCUUGAAGGUGAGAAAAGAGGUGAAACAAUGGCACUUUUACAUCAUGCCUGUGAAAAAUGGGGAUUUUUCCAAAUAGAAAAUCAUGGCAUAGACAAGGAGUUGAUGGAAAAAGUGAAGCAAUUCAUCAAUAUAUAUUAUGAAGAAAAAUUGAAAGAUGGCUUCUUCAAGUCAGAUAUUAGCAAGGCUUUGGAGAACAAGGAGAAUGCUUCUAACAGAGAUUGGGAAAGCAGCUUCUUCAUUUGGCAUCGCCCCGAGUCUAACAUAAAUAAAUUUGCUGAUUUCUCUGAAGAUUUCCGGAAAACGAUGGAGAUUUACGUCAAUCAGCUAGUUAAGGUUGCUGAAAAACUAUCCGAGCUAAUGUGUGAAAAUCUUGGACUAGAAAAAGACCACAUAAAGAAAACAUUCUCAGGAAUCAAAGGCCCUGCAGUAGGAACAAAAGUGGCUAAAUACCCUGAAUGUCCGAACCCUGAACUUGUCAGAGGCCUCCGCGAGCACACUGAUGCAGGCGGAAUCAUUCUGUUACUGCAAGAUGAUCAAGUUCCAGGCCUCGAGUUUUUCAAAGAUGGUAAAUGGUUUAAGAUACCGCCUUCUAAGAACAACACGAUCUUUAUCAAUACAGGGGAUCAGAUCGAAGUGCUUAGCAAUGGAAGGUAUCAGAGCAUUCUGCAUCGCGUUAUGACAGGAAAAUGUGGAAGCAGAUUGUCUGUUGCUACGUUUUACAAUCCUUUUGGGCUUUCUGACUUUGUUCCUGGACGGGUAGUGACUGAUGCGGCUAAUCGGAAGCGGGUGAAGUAUGAUUCUAGUUGUCGAGCAAUAGGAUAUGGCUUCCUUCCUUUCUCUUUCUCUUCUCUUGGGGAGUUAGAAAAGGAGUCCAAUGAAUUUGUGACCACUUUUCGCAUAUUCCGAAAAUUACAAGCUACUUAUAUUAACAAAUAA